This is a messenger RNA of Daphnia magna, 1403 nucleotides long. Its product is annotated as ADP,ATP carrier protein 1. The transcript is spliced from 3 exons. Bases 113 to 1021 code for a protein of 302 amino acids. Lineage: Eukaryota; Metazoa; Arthropoda; Branchiopoda; Diplostraca; Daphniidae. Gene Ontology annotation, cellular component: mitochondrial inner membrane. Gene Ontology annotation, molecular function: ATP:ADP antiporter activity. The record is from RefSeq and is a predicted model, not a curated record. Gene Ontology annotation, biological process: mitochondrial ADP transmembrane transport; mitochondrial ATP transmembrane transport.
UAGACACCGAUAGCCAGCACUCGUCUCGUCCCUUUCGUGCUCGACGUCUCAACACGUGCACAGUCUGCCCGGCUCUUCCAUCGUCUCUGCUUGUUUAAAGGAAUCAUCCAAUAUGUCUGGAAAAACCGCUGAUCCUCUGUCCUUUGCCAAGGAUUUCAUCGCUGGUGGUGUUUCUGCCGCAGUUUCUAAGACGGCCGUCGCCCCAAUUGAACGAGUCAAGCUGCUCCUCCAGGUUCAACAUGCGUCGAAACAGAUCACGGCCGACAAGCAGUACAAGGGUAUUGUGGAUGCAUUUGUCCGCAUUCCCAAGGAACAGGGCAUUGGAGCCUUUUGGCGUGGUAACCUUGCCAAUGUUAUCCGUUACUUCCCCACACAGGCCCUUAACUUUGCCUUCAAGGAUGUCUACAAGAACAUCUUCAUGAAGGGAGUUGACAAGAAAACACAGUUCUGGAAGUGGUUUGCUGCCAAUCUUGCAUCUGGUGGUGCCGCUGGAGCUACCUCCCUUUGCUUUGUCUACCCAUUGGACUUUGCCCGUACCAGGUUGGGUGCCGAUGUCGGCAAAGGAGCUGCCGAGCGCGAGUACACUGGUUUGGUUAACUGCCUAUCCAAGACCUUCAAAUCUGAUGGUCUUGUUGGUUUGUACCGUGGAUUCAACGUCUCCGUGCAGGGCAUCAUCAUCUACCGCGCUGCCUACUUCGGUCUUUAUGAUUCUGCCAGCGGCAUGUUGCCUGACCCCAAGAAGACCCCACUCUUAAUCAAAUGGAUGAUCGCCCAGGUUGUGACCACUGCUUCUGGUAUUGUCUCCUACCCAUUCGACACUGUCCGUCGUCGUAUGAUGAUGCAGUCUGGUCGCGCUAAGAGCGAUAUCAUGUACAAGAACACCAUUGACUGCUGGGCCAAGAUCUACAAAGCUGAGGGCGGCAAAGCUUUCUUCAAGGGAGCUCUUUCCAACGUUCUCCGAGGCACUGGUGGUGCUCUUGUCCUCGUCUUCUACGAUGAACUCAAGACCUUGAUUGGUUAAACCUAUCAAUCUUGGCUUGUUAAUUUUUUUUUUUUCGUAGACAAAUCCCUAACAUCUGUGCAAAAGAAUUACCAAUCAAGGUAUGCGGAAUACGAGACCCAAUUAGAAAUGUACCAAGCUCUGUAAUAAGUAAAGAAGAAUUCCAUCAGCUGUGUCCAUUACACGAUCGUUGACAUCCACCUCAGCAUUGAGAAUCUAUUUCAUUUCCUGCCUCAAUUGUUUGUAUAACAUGACUGGGAAUAAGCAACAAAAUAAGGCUCACUACCCUUCUCUGUUGAAUAUGUGCAACCCAAGGGCAAGUCUACCCUGAUUUUUAACGAAAGAAGGCCUUGUAAGCCGAUUACGUUAUAAAAAAUCAAUACAAUAGGCAAGAAUUAGUGUA